AUGUAUGUACAAUAAAAAAAAUACACUUACAAAACGGAUUUAAUGAAACCAUAACUCCUGGAAAUAAUUUUUGGAGGGAAAUAUCAAGCAUAACGUAGAUCAGCUGUUGUUGACCAUAUGGUAAAUCAAGGUGAUAUCUGGAAACAAAUUCCAAAUCAUUUCACAAAGUAUCUAAAUACUUUAUUUCUUAAUGAUACACUCAAUAUUACACAAUUAUACUUAUCUAAAGCAAUUUUGAAUCAUAAUUAUUAUCGUCUCCAUUUUCCUAGGGUACAUGGUCACAUUUCAUUUGCAAUUUCCAAUUAGAAAUUAUCAAACAAAUAAUUAACGUAAUCAAAUUGAUGGAAAAAUGAAAAAUCAACCCAACACAACGUACGUGAUAAUCACUUUGUAAACAAGCAUGCCCCAUCACAUAUCCAUAUGUUCUGUUCUGCUCACGUGGUCACGUACACAUGACGAAAAAAAGUAAAUACUCGAUCGCUAUUGGUUGAAUUUCAAAAUCAUUUUUAUACCAAAUUUCAGAAUACUAAUGAAGUCGUCCAUGUUGAAUUGUUGAUGUGAGAAUUGUGCUUUGUGAAUUUUGUAGAAAUAUCUAAUCGUCUUGUUUGGAUUAUAUUUUGUGCAAUUUAAAGUGAUGUCAACAUUAAUUCCGAUUAAUGGAAUUCAUUACGUUCAAGAAUAAAAGAUAUCCAGUACCCAGGUGCAGUGAUUGCGUGAAAGAAUUACUUUGGGAAUACGUGACUCUUUUAGAUAAGUACUCGACUCUUUUGGAUCAGUAUUCAGAUAAAGGAAGUGAUAGUCAGAAGAGCGUCAGCUUAUUAGCGAAUCAUCCUUUCUCAACAAAACUUAAAAGUGCAUCGUUAAUUAAUCUUGAGUCAUUCUCUGAUCCGGAAGAAAUAAGCAGUGACAGUAGCAGUCAGAAGAGCGUUAGCAUUUUGGCAAACUAUCCCCUCUCAAGUAAACGUAGAAGUACUUCGCUUGAUUUCGAGUCAUUCUCUGAUCACGAGGAAGAUAUAAGUCAGGAAAGUGUCAGUUUAAUUGCAAAUUGCCCCGUUUUCACGAAGUAUAGACGCAACGAAAAUGACCGAUGAAAUUGAUUAUUCAACUGCAGAUUUAGUGUGCUGCGAGUUUAACGGUGCUGAGGGUGAUGGCAGUGUAGCUGUGGGAUAUAAACCAUGGGUGAUAUUGCCUGAAAAUGAAGACGACUUUCAAAAAGUAAUAGAUGACUCCAUUCCAAUUACGAUUAAGUGGCCGAAGAAUGUAGAAGUACAACCACCUCCAAAAAUGGCAAGAGCAGUAGCUAAACAGAAGAAUUUGAAGUGGGAGCUAUGGCCAGGAACAAAAAUAUAUGGUGUUGGAAGUUGGUUGGAAAUGACGGAAAUGGUCAAGAAUAUUACCACCACAGGACAGUCAAAAAUCGACAAAUCGAAUAGAAAAAAUUUUAAAAAAAGGGCUGAUCCAGACCAAGAAGAUUUGAAAGUCGCCAAUUUGAAAAAACAAAAAUUAUCCGAUUCAAAAAGUAAAAAAAAAGAGCUCGCUGAUAAUACACAACAAAACAUGAUGAAUCUAAUGAACGAAAUUGAUGCUGGUAUUAUCUCAAGUACAGAAUCGGCGCAACCUGUUACGAAAAAACCCAUGCCAUGUGGUAUGAAGAAAGAACGGACACCACGUAAACGAUCAACUCCGAUCCCGUCUUCAGAAGAUGACGACAGCCACACUGAUGACAGCGACACCGACGACGACCAAAUGAAAAUCGAAGAAUGGAGAAAGAAAGUUUCUGUCUUAGAAGCAGAACUAUUGCUGGAGAGAAAAGAUAACUCUGCAUUGAAACAAGAAAACAAGUGUUUGAAGGAUGAAGUCAAAACGACCAAACGAGAACUCAAAGAAAUUAAAACGAUUGCAACAUCUCGUAAAUAUUUAUCGGAGAUGGAAGAAAAGCUGAAGGAUAUGCUAAAUCUAAUGAGGACUCCAGCUACUUCAGCAAGGCAGUGCGACGUGUCAUCAGCUGUUACACAAAAAUUGCCAUCGUCUGUUGUUGAAUUUACUCAAAAAUUGCCAUUGUCGGAUGUUGAAUCGACUCGAAACAAAUCAUCAGCUAACAUUUGCUCACAAUUGGGUUUAUCAUCAGCUGCAAUCGAGCUAUCAACAACUAACUCUUGUCAAGAAACUGUAUUUGACGAUCACAAAACCAAAUCUAUUUGUGACAAUCUCGUAUCUGACGGACUAGGAAACAAAGCUGAAGAAAAACCAGAUGAAAGUGCAGAUUCAGUUUUUAAUGAAGUGGUAUUCUUUGCCAAAUGUUCGAAAGUCAAUCUGAGUUCAUUUGUAAAUGAUGCGAUGGAUCAAAGUUUUGAUGAUGCGGAGAUGGCUGAAAGUACUAUCUCAGGAAAGGUGCCCAAUUUCUACAAAAAACACCCUGAGCUGGCACAGCCACGAAAACAAUUGGAUCCCAUAAAAAUCGAAAGAAUCAAAAACUACGCCGAGAAACAUUUUCCCAAUGAAAUGAAGCUGUUGAAUAAUUGCAUCAGAAACAAGUGUGGCAACGCGAAAAAAAAAGUUCAACGAAUGAAUAAUCAGUCGUCAUCGUUGCAGUAACCGAAGACUCACCGAGCUGAAAUGGAGCAAUAAUACUAAUAAAUAUGACUUUUUGAUUUA
Messenger RNA from Planococcus citri (citrus mealybug), 2655 nucleotides. RefSeq lists its product as uncharacterized. The coding region runs from base 1081 to 2595 and encodes 504 amino acids. The transcript is spliced from 8 exons. NCBI's taxonomy places the organism in Eukaryota, Metazoa, Arthropoda, Insecta, Hemiptera, Pseudococcidae. Gene Ontology annotation, molecular function: DNA binding. The record is from RefSeq and is a predicted model, not a curated record.